AUGUCUUCCAUAAUCGACAAGUGUUAUACCUCGCUCCACCUCUUCCCCUCGAAGUCGCCCCUCAAGCCCUCCCCCUCGCCGUCCUCCUCUUGCCACUUCGAAGAAACUCUCGCUCUUCGUCUCAGCUCCCUCCUCCCAAUCCCCGGCCACUCGCUGCAGGUCCCCCUCCCUUGGGUGGCCCGCGCCGUCCACCUCCUCGCCCUCACCCUUGCCAGCGCCGCGGACCUCGUCUCCGACCACUCCCUCCGCGGCCCCGACCCGGAUGACCUAGUUGCCCUCCUCGACGCCGGCGUUACCCUCCUCGACGCAUGCAACGCCGCCUCCGCCGAGGUCGCCAGGUUGGAGCGCUGGCUCCUCCCCCUUCGCUUCGUUCUCCGCCUCCUCUCCGACGAGGAGUCGCUGACGAAAGAGAGAAUCCGACGGGCGCAGAAGGCGAUAGUCGAGUGGGAGAGCACGCCGAGCUGCGAGAUCGAGGGCUCAGCAGGCAAGACGAUCCGGAUAAUGGCGCCCGAUGAGCCACCGCGUGGCAAGGCGUCGGUCGUGCGGAGGGCGACGUACGCGGUGGAGGCUGUCUCGCGCCUGGUAACGGCAGCAACGAUGGGGGCGAUCGGCAAAGGGGAGGCCGCUCUCCCGCACGACAUACGGGUCUCCAGCGACUGGCCGUGGGCGGAGGCCUACAACGAGGUCGCGGCGAAAGUUUCCGCCCGAAUAGGAACGGUGCCCCCCAGCGAGCUGGAGGCGGUGGAGGCGUCAGUGAGGAAGUUGAAGGCGGUGAUUUGCGGGGAGGAGCACGGAGACCGAAUGGAGAGGCUGGGGAUGGCGGUGGCAGCGUUGGAGAGCGCGACGGAGGAAAUGACGGACGGGUUGGACCGGCUGACGGGCAGCGUCAACGGAGCGUUUCAUGCGGCGAUGGGAACGAGGAAUGCCGCGUUGAGCCGCCUCCGGUCUGCUGCAAGUCGGCAUCGCAAGCAACUGUUGCACGCAAAACGGAAGCACUACUAA
Musa acuminata AAA Group (dessert banana) is the source of this 1002-nucleotide messenger RNA. RefSeq lists its product as uncharacterized. The record is from RefSeq and is a predicted model, not a curated record. The coding region runs from base 1 to 1002 and encodes 333 amino acids. The transcript has a single exon. NCBI's taxonomy places the organism in Eukaryota, Viridiplantae, Streptophyta, Magnoliopsida, Zingiberales, Musaceae.